Molecule: messenger RNA, 1863 nt
Organism: Caenorhabditis bovis
Lineage: Eukaryota; Metazoa; Nematoda; Chromadorea; Rhabditida; Rhabditidae
Source: the annotation of a GenBank genome assembly
AUGCGAGAAAACCUAUUCUUAAUUUCCUGUUUUCUGCCUCUGUUAAAAGCAGUUAACCUUAUUCAUCUUCAUGAUGGUUCUCCAUUGUUUGGAGAAGAAAUCACUUCUCCUCUUGGCAAGCCUCUUACAAGGUUUCUAGGUAUCCCAUUCGCAGAGCCUCCAAUCGGCAACUUACGGUUCCGAAAACCCAAACCGAAACAGCCAUGGCGAACUCCAUUGAACGCCAGCACACCACCUAACAGUUGCAUUCAAAGUGAAGACACAUAUUUUGGGGAUUUUUACGGGUCGACAAUGUGGAAUCCAAAUACCAAACUGUCCGAAGAUUGCCUCUACUUAAAUAUCUACGUUCCUGGAAAAGUUGACCCAUCGAAAAAAUUGGCGGUUAUGGUCUGGGUUUUUGGCGGCGGGUUCUGGUCGGGAACAUCGACUCUCGACGUUUACGAUGGCCGUAUAUUUUCAUCAGAAGAGAAUGUUAUAAUUGUUGCAAUGAAUUACCGCGUUUCCAUAUUUGGUUUUCUUUAUAUGAACCGACCAGAAGCUCCAGGAAAUAUGGGACUUUGGGAUCAAUUGAUGGCAUUGAAAUGGGUGCACAAAAAUAUUGAUUUGUUUGGCGGCGACACAAAUCGCAUAACACUUUUUGGAGAAUCUGCGGGCGCAGCUUCUGUGAGCAUUCACAUGCUGAGCGCAAAGAGUACUCCGUACUUCAACAGAGCGAUCUUGCAAUCCGGAUCAGCAACAUCUCCCUGGGCAAUUGAGCCUCGAGAUGUGGCACUGGCAAGAGCUGUUAUUUUGUACAACGCAAUGAAGUGCGGAAACAUGUCACUCAGCAGUCCAGAUUAUGAUAAAAUUCUAGACUGCUUCCAAAGAGCGGAAGCUGAUUUGCUGAGAGAAAACGAAUGGGCGCCAGUUCGAGAGUUUGGUGAUUUUCCUUGGGUUCCAGUUGUCGAUGGUGACUUUUUGGUUGAAAAUGCACAAACAUCCUUGAAACAAGGAAAUUUCAAAAAAACCCAACUAUUGACGGGAAGUAACCGCGACGAAAGCAUUUAUUUUUUGACGUAUCAAUUGCCGGAUAUAUUCCCAGUUGCUGAUUUUUUCACAAAAACAGAUUUCAUAACUGGAAGAGAUGUCUGGAUCAAAGGCGUCAAAGAUUUGCUACCUCGACAAAUUUUGAAGUGUCAGUUGACUCUUGCCGCCGUUCUCCAUGAAUACGAACCUCAGAAUCUUCCAAUUACACCUCGAGAUUGGUUGAAUGCAAUGGAUAAAAUGCUUGGUGACUAUCAUUUCACAUGCAGUGUCAACGAAAUGGCCUUAGCGCAUACUAAACAUGGCGGUGAUACUUAUUAUUACUAUUUCACGCAUAGAGCCUCUGCGCAAAGUUGGCCAGAGUGGAUGGGUGUUUUGCACGGUUAUGAAAUCAAUUUCGUGUUCGGCGAGCCUUUCAAUCAAAAACGAUUCAACUACACUGACGAGGAGAGAGAAUUGAGUGGAAGAUUCAUGCGAUAUUGGGCGAAUUUUGCGAGAUCUGGUGAUCCAAAUAAAAAUGAAGACGGCUCAUAUACUGCUGAUGUCUGGCCAAAGUAUUCAUCAACUUCAAUGGAAUACAUGAAUAUGACGGUGGAAUCAUCAUAUCCGAGUUCCAAAAGAAUUGGACAUGGUCCCAGAAGAAAAGAAUGCGCAUUUUGGAAAGCAUAUCUGCCUAAUCUAAUGGCAGCAGUUGCUGACGUCGGAGACCCUUACCUUGUUUGGAAACAGCAAAUGGACAAAUGGCAGAAUGAAUACAUUACAGAUUGGCAAUAUCAUUUCGAGCAAUACAAAAGAUAUCAGACGUAUAGGCAAUCGGAUAGUGAAACCUGCGGAGGAUGA